AGCAGGUACUGUAGUCCGCCGAAAGUGAUGGGUUCAGGUACCUAGGUGGGUGAUUAUGCAGCUCGGGCCCGAAAUGGCCAUUUCUGCAUACAGUUCAUUAUCACCAUCACUAUUACUACCAUUGCUGUCUUCGUCUCUUUCGUCGUCGUCGUCGUCUGUCCCUGCUGUCGCACCUCGGAAUUGCCAUAAACCAUUAUCCCGUCGACGCCAGGAAAAACAUACAGCAUGUCCCGACCCAUUACGCUAUUUUAGAAGGGGAAACCACUCGGUAGAAGGGCAAAGUCUGCUUUUCUUUACUGAACUUGUUGCUUGCCUCGCCUUGCCUUGCAGUGCCUCGUACUAGUGCGUCUGUCCGUGCGAUUCGCAUGCGCGGGAUGGUUGCGCCAUUCGGGGCGAGACACAUGCGGCGCUACAGGCACUACGCGCACUACAGGUACGCAAGCUGCAAGCAAGCAAGCA
Molecule: messenger RNA, 459 nt
Organism: Dissoconium aciculare CBS 342.82
Lineage: Eukaryota; Fungi; Ascomycota; Dothideomycetes; Mycosphaerellales; Dissoconiaceae
Exons: 1
Coding region: 56-343 (95 amino acids)
Source: RefSeq, a predicted model, not a curated record